Molecule: messenger RNA, 2504 nt
Organism: Hippoglossus stenolepis (Pacific halibut)
Lineage: Eukaryota; Metazoa; Chordata; Actinopteri; Pleuronectiformes; Pleuronectidae
Gene: ero1a
Product: endoplasmic reticulum oxidoreductase 1 alpha
Exons: 15
Coding region: 120-1487 (455 amino acids)
Biological process (GO): protein folding in endoplasmic reticulum
Cellular component (GO): endoplasmic reticulum membrane; endoplasmic reticulum
Molecular function (GO): thiol oxidase activity; FAD binding; protein-disulfide reductase activity
Source: RefSeq, a predicted model, not a curated record
UGCAGCUCAGUGUGUGUGUGAGAGACAGAGAGGGUGUGUGUCUGUGUGUGUGAGGAACACUGUGCUUCUCAAACUGAAAGUGUGUGUGUGUGUUAUCAGAAGAAGAAGAAGAGGUCGUGAUGAAGCUGCUCCUCCUCCUCCUCCUCCAGAUGUGCAGCUGUGCAGAAAGCAGGUGUUUCUGUCAGGUCACGGGCGACCUGGACGACUGCGCCUGUGACGUGGAGACGAUCGAUGGCUUCAACAACGAGCAACUUUUCCCCAAACUCCAAACACUUCUGGAGUCUGACUAUUUCAGGUUCUACAAGGUGAACCUGGAUAAGCCGUGUCCGUUCUGGACGUCGAGCGGUCACUGUGGUCUGAGGGACUGUGCUGUGAAGGCCUGCGCUCCUAAUGAAGUACCGGAGGGGAUCAGAUCUUCAUCACACAACAAGUAUUCAGCAGAGGCAAACGAGCAGCUGGAUGAGUGUGAGCAGACUCAGCAUCUCGGAGCUGUGGACGUUUCUUUGAGUGACGAGACCAGAGAGGCUCUGCUCGAGUGGAGCAAACACGAUGACGAGGCCGAGCGGUUCUGUGUGACGGACGACGAGGAAUCUCCAGACUCUCAGUACGUCGACCUGCUGCUGAACCCUGAACGCUUCACGAGCUACAGAGGACCUGAGGUGUGGAGGAUCUGGAACAGCAUCUACGAGGAGAACUGCUUCAAACCGUACACUGUCAGACGACCUCUCAUUCCCGACUCCUUCCACAGCAGCUCAGGAGGCGAAGCGAGGACCUUCUACAGCUGGCUGGAAGGUCAGUGUGUGGAGAAGAGGGCUUUCUACCGCCUCAUCUCAGGCCUGCACGCCAGCAUCAACAUCCACCUGAGCGCCAGGUACCUCCUGGACGACAGCUGGUUUCAGAGGAAGUGGGGUCAUAACGUGUCCGAGUUCAAGCAGCGGUUCGACUCGGAGCUGACGGCCGGCGAGGGGCCGAAGAGGCUCCGCAACCUCUACUUCGUGUACCUGAUAGAGCUGCGGGCGCUCGCCAAGGCUCUGCCCUUCUUCCAGCAGCCGUCGUUCCAGCUCUACACCGGCCGAGCCGAAGAGGACCGGAGACACAAAGAGCUGCUGCUGCACGUCCUGCAACUGGCCCGAUCUUUCCCUCUGCACUUUGAUGAGACUUCUCUGUUUGCCGGUGACGAGAAGGAAGCAGCCAAACUGAAGGACGACAUCCGACUGGCCUUCCUCAACAUCUCCAGGAUCAUGGAUUGUGUCGGCUGCUUCAAAUGCCGACUGUGGGGGAAACUGCAGACUCAGGGAUUAGGCACAGCGCUGAAGAUUUUGUUUUCAGAGCGACAGAUUGAAGCUCUGCCCACGGCGAGCGGGCGGCGACCCAGUUUCCAGCUCAGCCGCCAGGAGAUCGUCUCUCUGCUCAACGCCUUUGGAAGGAUUUCCACAAGCAUCCGAGAGCUGAAGAACUUCAGGACGCUUUUAUCAGAGGAGCGGUGACGGCGUCAAGAGGCGUCUUCGUCCACGGAUUCCUCCGACGGGGUCGUUUGUAUCUUCGGAGCUGACGGUCGUGGCCUCGAGUCCCGAACACAUCACAGCCGCCUCAGUCCUGACGUCAGAGUUCAGCGUUAAACAAAACACCGGCCGAAGUGAAGGAUAAAAACUAUUUCUACUAAACUUAUUUUGACUUAAAUGUAACAGGUUGAAAAGAAACGAGAGUAAAUCUGAUAUUUGUAUUUAUAAUCACAGCCUAAACAUCGACACUGUGGAAUCAUAUUCUCCUUAUUAUUAUUCCUGAUGUGCCUCCAUCUUGCAGCAGAAUUAUUAAUUAUUGCCCACUUUGUUUUCUUUCCUUUCUAAAAUAACGAUGGGUACCUUGAAAGGCACGUAGAAAUCUAAAUUGUCAUUAUUAUUAUUAUUAUGUGUUAGAACUUUUUUACUCAGAAUUUACUUCUGAAGUUUCAUUUUUACACAUUUGAUGAAUACUUGAUGAAUUCAUUGAUUUGAUUUUCUAGUAAGAAUUCAAUCUUUCUUCCUCUUGAAAUGAAAUCUGAAGUUUUGAUUGAAUCACACAUUUGUCUCUUACUCUAACUUACAUGACUGUGUUGUAUGAAACUGGAAUCAUCCACUGAUAAGAAGAGACUGAAGAGUGUAAAUUAUCGUUUAGAUUUUAAACGUGUUUCUUUAUGUUUCUUUAUAUUUAUUCUUUAACUAAGAUCAUCUCUGUUCAGGUUCCUGUAUAUCUGCUUUUUCACAGUGGCCUGUUGUUGUGAUUGUGCUGCUGCCCUGAGGAUGGCGCUGUUUGUAUAGAAAAAUGAUUUCCACACUUCACCUUCAACGAACUCGCAGAUAAAAGCAAAAUCAAUCUGCUCUGAACAGUCUUCCAUAAAUCAUGUUGAAUCUCUAACGAGGGAUGUGACGAGUGUUGAGGUGAAAAAUCUUCUAAUUAAGAAAAUGAUAUUAAGUUUGUGUUUGAACAUUAAUUCUGAAUAAAGAUGAGAUUUGUUUGUUGGGAAA